Chara braunii is the source of this 886-nucleotide messenger RNA. The record is from the annotation of a GenBank genome assembly. Lineage: Eukaryota; Viridiplantae; Streptophyta; Charophyceae; Charales; Characeae.
UCGGUCGUCCUCCCGGAAGAUGGGACGUGGACAGAUCUUGAGCCAUCAUAUCAAACCGUAAUGCUGGAAGAGGAGGACGCGUUCCUUUGGAUAGAGACAGUAUGGGCUAAUAUCAGCUUGACGAGGUUGUCGCCGAGUUUAAUGGAUUUGGAGUUCCAAGGGACAGUGGAAGCCCGGGGGUGGGUCUACUUGUCACAAGACAAGGAGAAUGCUAUGGUCAUAGAUUUGGCACUCGGGGAUAUGCCGGACGAGUUGUUUAGGAAGGCAGAAGUGGAGGUUGUACGGGCUGCGUGUCAGCGGAGCGAAAUGGAAAUGGAAAGGGUAGAUAUGCGGGUGGAACUUGGGGAUAGGGGAAGCGUGAGGCGACCCGUCGAAACCAUGCGAUGUGUGUUGCCUCCCUUUCUGGUGGAUGCGGUCUUCGGAACUCGGAGCAGGCUAGUACGGAUAUGUCAGUCCAUGACGACCCUCGGACUAUACCAGUGCGCUAGGCAAGACUUCUUUCGGUUGUCGGUAGAAAUGGGGCCGUUUGAAGGGAAUUGGGCGAAGGAGCUGACUGAGAUGCUAAACUGCCUUAGCGUAGACAAUGUCUUUGUCCCUAGCUCCGUGCAUUGGGGGAUAGUCUACAGAAAUGUGGCAAUAGGGGAGAUAUUCCUGGAAGGGGUGAGGGAGUUGUUCUACAACGAAGAGGACGACUUCAGUGAUGAGGAUGAAGAUGAUGAAAUAGAGGACUGCGGCUUCUAAGGAGGGUGACUUACUUAGGGAGACCGAGUAGCCUGGCAUUGUGCAGGAAGGGAAAAGAUGACUAGAGAGGAAUUGUUGAUGGAAUACACCUUCAAGGGAUGGGAACCAAGGCGACUCAAGGGGGGGAUAAAAAUGCCUAUACCAG